Molecule: messenger RNA, 2715 nt
Organism: Verticillium nonalfalfae
Lineage: Eukaryota; Fungi; Ascomycota; Sordariomycetes; Glomerellales; Plectosphaerellaceae
Gene: RCY1
Product: F-box protein: endocytic membrane traffic, recycling ReCYcling 1
Exons: 2
Coding region: 1-2715 (904 amino acids)
Biological process (GO): exocytosis; Golgi to plasma membrane transport
Cellular component (GO): exocyst; cytoplasm
Molecular function (GO): protein binding
Source: RefSeq, a predicted model, not a curated record
AUGCACAAGGCCAAGGGCAGGGGGGGUCCCCCUCAGCGGACCAGCAUCCUCAGUGCCUUGAAGGCGACGGAGAUGCUGGGUUCCAAGCCGACCCUCCCCGCGGCAGAGAUUCUUGUCGCCAUUCUCGACUACCUCCCCGUCUCCGACCUCAUGCGCGUCGCGCGGUGCUCCUGGCGCAUGCAGGAGAUGGUCUACGACGACACACGAUGGGUGGCCCGGUUGAAAAGCAUGGGGUGCUGGGACGAGGCCGAGGCGAGGCAGCACUUCGAAAACGCCAUGAGGAGGAGGCGCGAAGCCGCAGAACAGGCCAAGGCCGCGGCGAGACAACCUGGAACGGGACCAAACGACGCGACCGCGCGACCUGCGGGGGACAUGACGAUAUUCGACGCAUCGGUAGAGGAGGACCGCCAGAAACGAAUGUUCGAGCUGGACGGGUUCGAGAAGUUGUCGCUGGCGCCCACGCAGCCGGCGAGUGACCCGUUCAAGGACCCACAGGCGCUGUUGGACGUGAUCAAGAACUCGAGGAGUAUAAGAGGGCAUGCGCGGCAAGAGUAUGGCAAGAUCUACGGCGCUCUGGGGCCGUUCUACCAGGACCUGGCGAGGGCGAGAAGUCACACGGACCCGGUCGUCUUCCAGGUCUUUCGAGACCCGGAGCAGCAGGCGCAAAUGCUGUCCAACCUGCACACAUUUGCAAAGAGUGACUGGGCGCAAGGGUGGAGCGAACGGGAACAAAAGCUGCUCACGAUGACAGGCAUUUUCGAGGGGGCCGUACUACGAGAGUUCGAACAAGGAUACGAGUUCUGGGACGUGGAUGGCAGAAUGCGGCGCUACGCCCAUGUCCUUCACACGCUCAACGGCGGCGCCGCGAGCGUUGAUCUCUUUAUUCAGAAGCACCCCAUCUUCAACGACACGGAGAUUAUAUCGGCAAACUCGGUAGACUGCCUGAACAGAGCUGGGGCCGACGACGCCGACCUCGAACCGUCACAGGUGUUCUUCGAGCUGUUGCUCAAGAAGGCCAAUGAGCAGACGUCCAUUAUGGAACGCAUCUUUCCAGAAGCGGAAACGUCCUUCUGGGAGCUCAUUGAGAAGAUCCGAGACGACAUCAUUCUGGAGUACUCCACUUCCUUGUUUGAUGCGGCACAUCAGCGAAGCCUUGGGGCUUAUCUAAAGGCGGUAUCAGGUGUUUUCGAACAGACAAUGCUGUUCUUCCAGUCUUUGACUCCACCGAAAACCUCAAAGGAGACGAUCGAGACCAAGGCCAGGGAGAUGACCAUUAGAGUGUUUGAGCCGCACGUUGACCUCUAUCUGCAAGAGGAGCUGGACUUUUUCACCAAGCACGCCGAGUCAGAGGUCGGUACCUGGGAGAAGAGGUUAUCAGAGCAGGAUGCCUCCGUCGAGUCCUUUUACAUGUCAAACAUCAAUCGUCAAGUUGAUAAGACGGACUUUUUGAGUUCGUUCAAAAAGGUCGUCAUGAUGCCUGUCAGCGUCCUUCCCAGCUUCCAAGCACCCUUUGGCGGCGGCGCAAAGCCCUCGACAGCGACACCGGCCAACGGUUCGGGGCUCAACACACCUCAAUUGUCUCGUCCUGAGACACCAGGCGUCAGGGGGAGUGUGGAUGGGCGCAAGAGUCCUCUCCCGGACAAGGCGCCGACGGACGAGCUGGCAGCCAAGGCGGCGCUAAUGGCUUCCCGUCUCGAAGGCAUCAAGUCAUUGUUCAGCAUUGAAGUCGCUCUCAACCUCGUCCACGCGGCGCAGACGAGCCUUGGACGGGCGGCGCAGUUCAUCCGACUCAAGGGCCAGUACGGCGAAGAAGCGCGCGAGCAGUGCGAGACCAUCUUUGUCGUUCUCCUGCGGAUUCUCGGGACAAAGCAUGUCCAGGUCGGCUUCGAGAAGGCCGUUGGGCAUCUCUCCAACUACAACCCGCGCGAGGUCAGCCACCACGACCAGUCGGGCGUGGCGCCGCUGGUGCAGUUCAUCGAGCUGGUCAACGUCGGCGACCUCAUCUCGCAAAUGAUUGACGUGUUCUACGAGCAGCAGCUCGCGGGCCCCAAGAUUGCCGAUAAGAACGACUUUCUCGACCCGGCGGGCCUCGCCAAGCGCAAGUGGGAGCAGAUGCUCGACGAGAACGUGGCGGCGGGCCUCAACAAGGGCAUCGACGUGCUCAUGGACGAGGUUGAAUUCCUGCACGGCUCGACGCAGCUGCCGACCGACUACAACCCGCAACUCGACGCCGCCAGCGGCAUCCUCGCGGACCCGGGCCCGACGGCGACGGCGCAGCGCAUCGUCGAGCUCGUCUCGGCGCACACGCGCAUGCUCGUCGGCAGCACGGACAAGUCGAUGCUCGACGUGUUCAACGGCGAGGUCGGGCUUCGCCUCUUCACGGCCGUCUGCAAGCACCUCAAGCGGCAGCGCGUCAGCACGGCCGGCGCCAUCAAGCUCAUCGCCGACAUGAACCUCUACUUUGAGUACAUACGCACGCUGCGCAACCAGGACCUGCUGGCCUACUUCAAGGCGCUGCGCGAGCUCAGCCAGAUCUACCUCAUUGAGCCGCAGCACGCCAAGGAGAUGGCCACGAUCAUCGCCGACGGUGACCGCUUUGGCGGCAUCUUCCGCGCCGAGGAGGUCUACGAGUACGCCCAGCGCCGCGCCGACUGGUACCAGGUCAAGACCAAGGUCGAGCGGGCCAUGUACGGGAUGGAAUGUCAGCUCAUGUAA